AUGACCUCGACCCUGUGGCGAGCCCCUUCUACGUUGGAUACCACCGUUUCAAAGUCCGAGACGGUCAAUACGAAAAAUCAGCCACCGACGGCAUCGCAGAUGCCAUCCACUGUAUUAAACAUUGAGCCAACCACCACCACGACAUCUUCAGAGACCACAACCGGGCCGCAUAACCUACCAAAAGCCGGAUCCAUAGUACCUCAGCCACCGAUGCCCACCACCAUGACAUCUUCAGAGACCACAACUGGGACGCAUAACCUACCAAAAGCUGGAUCCAUAGUACCUUCGCCACCGAUGCCCACCACCAUAUUUUUAGAGACCACAACCGGACCGAAUAAUCUACCAAAAGCCGGAUCCAUAGUACCUCCGCCACCGAUGCCUGUGCCAACUGUUCAGGGGGCAACUUCCGUCCCACCCUCUGGCAGCAAGAUGGACUUACCGACACCGCAGAGGAGCUGCAACUUAGUCAACCAAGUGCUUGAACUCGGCAGAAUAUACCGAGAUAAGAAGACGAAGCUACUAGUGAUCCGGGACAGCGAUGGGAGAUUGGCAGAGAUUGCCACACGCAAGCGACGAUUUGUGGUUCGACAGGAACAACUAGUCGAACGGAAAAGUUGUUUGCUGGCUGAACUGUCAGAGGUGGAAACCAACAUUCAAAGGGGAAGUCAGGACAUCGUCGGAGUCAAUGAGGAGUACCGUGUUGAGGGUGAUUCAACGAAACAGUACCGGCUGGAAGUCGCCCACAUUAGCAAUUGUGUGAAGGAUCUUCAGAAGCGGAUCAAGAAAGGAGUUGACGACAUGGUGACAUAA
This is a messenger RNA of Leptinotarsa decemlineata (Colorado potato beetle), 810 nucleotides long. RefSeq lists its product as uncharacterized. The record is from RefSeq and is a predicted model, not a curated record. Lineage: Eukaryota; Metazoa; Arthropoda; Insecta; Coleoptera; Chrysomelidae.